Molecule: messenger RNA, 2487 nt
Organism: Adineta ricciae
Lineage: Eukaryota; Metazoa; Rotifera; Eurotatoria; Adinetida; Adinetidae
Source: the annotation of a GenBank genome assembly
AUGAUGUUUUCCGUACCCCUACUGUUAUUUAUCGUGUCAAUUGUCGACUGCAAAGAUGAAGAUCAACAAAUCAUUCAUAUACGUGUUGAUGAGGAAUUACCAUUGUCAACAAUCUUAUUUACAACGACAAAUACAAUAACUUAUCGUUUAUUUGAUACGGGAAGAAAUCAAAAUUCAUUUGUUCGAUAUGAUUCAUCGACCGGUCAUCUUUUUCUUGCACGUUCAAUUGAUCGCGAAGAUUUAUGUUCGCAACGUUUAUGUUCUUGUUUACAAUGUCAAUUAACAAUUGAAUUGAUUGAAUGGCAGCCACCGUACCGUCUUUUACAACUGAUUUUGAAUAUCGAUGAUGUUAAUGAUAAUAUUCCAAGAUUUUUAUCAAAUGUUUAUGAUUUUAACGUAAUGGAAAAUACUCCAAUUGGCUAUGAAGUGAAUUUAGAACAAGCGAGUGACGCGGAUUUGGGUGAAAAUAGCCGAAUUAAUUAUCAAUUGAAGCGCUUGGAUGAAAAUAAUAAUGAUGGACCGUUUGAAUUAAUGACGAAGAUUAAUGGUGGGUUAGUUUUGAAAGUGAUUAAGGAGAUCGAUCGUGAAGAACGAGAUCAUUAUGAAUAUGAAUUGAUUGCUAUUGAUAAUGGUCAACCUAAACGACAAAGUUCAACCAAAUUGUACACUAAAAUCGAUGAUAUGAAUGAUAAUCCUGUUGUUCUUGCCGAAUCAUACAUUCAUUUAAAUGUUAGCGAGAGUACACCUGUUGGUGUUGAAUUAGCACGUAUUAAUGCAACAGAUAGAGACAUUGGAUUGAAUGGAAAGAUUCAUUAUUCGAUCACAAGUGGACUUCCAUCAUCGAGUUGGAUGGAUCUUUUUCGAAUCGGCGAUUCGACUGGAAUAUUGACUCUAGUUGGUCGACUUGAUUAUGAAUCUGAACAAUCUUAUCGUUUAACAAUUCAAGUACGCGAUUUAGGCGAAAAUUCUCUCGCACGUUUUGCUACAAUUGAUAUUUCAAUUCUCGACGAGAAUGAUAAUCGUCCACAAGCAUUCGUGACAUUUGUUCAAUCGUUAAUCAAUGAUUCGAUCAUCCCCAUUCAUGAAAACAUUCCAAUCGGACAGAUUUUAGCGCAUGUUUCGAUCUCUGAUCAAGAUUCAGGGCUAAAUGGCGAAAUGUCCUAUCGAAUUGACGAAGGCAAUGAUUUAGUUGGAAUCCGAACGAUUGAUCAAAAGUCGUUUUUACUCAUUACGGAAAGUUCGGUUGAUCGAGAAGACAAUCGAGUCUAUUCGGAGAAAUUUAUUUUAAUUAUUUAUGAUCAUGGUCAACCUUCGAAAGAACUUCGUUUAGAAUACAAAUUGAUGAUUAUUGAUGAAAAUGAUUCACCACCUGUAUUCAAUCAAUCAAUCAGCUGUAAUAUACAAAUAAAUCCUUCACAAAAUCAAUCAUUAGAAAACAAUCAGCCGUUGUUUCAAAUAUCUGCGACCGAUGCUGAUCUAGGUGAAAAUGCUCGUCUGUCUUAUUCAAUUCUUCCACCAUAUGAGAAUUUAUUCACUAUUAAUGAUCAGGGUCAAGUAUUUCUUUCGGAAAUUUUAAAUCAAUCAUCAUCUUAUCAUCUACGAAUAAUGGCCAUGGAUCACGGAAUCCCAAAUCGCUUGAAUACAACUCAAGAAUGUUUGAUUUCGACAUUAAAAUUCCAAAAAAUCGACGCUACACUCGAAGAUGAUAAUCAAUCAUAUUCAAAUCUCUCAUCUAUCAGUGAUAAAACUAUUUUUUCAUGGUCAUUUCCAUUAUUUGAUCAUUAUUCUUAUGUAAUCAUCGGUUUAUUUCUAUUUUUUCUAUUUAUAAUUCUUAUUAUCAUAACUAUUUCUAUCACAUUUUGUUUACAUUCGUAUAUCUUUCGUCAUCGAAAAGUUCUCAAACCCAAUCAAACCUACGAUUGUUCUCGACGAUUCAAUUUGUACGAUACGAUCCAACGAAAAUCUCCGUUUAACAAUGAUGAUAGUGCAUGUAGCAGUAAAUUAGAUGAACACGACGAUAUGACAUCAGAAGAACGUGAACGUCUUGUGAAUUUAAAUGGAAGUGAUCAAACUUCGUUUGAAUCAUCGGAUUCAAUGCAUCGGCAGAUACGAAUUCUUAACAAAAAUUCAACAAUGCGACCCUUGUCAGAUCAUCAAAGCUUUUCUCGAAUCAUUCGAAAUAGUUACCCACCUUCGCCAUAUCUUUCGUCAAUGCCUUCUGUUGUCAUUCCACCACCAAAACCACCACGAGACAGCGGAUAUGACUCGAUUUGUACAUCAAAACACCAACAGAUUGUUUCUGGACGACCUUUAUCGUUAUCAAUCUCGACUGCAACGACAUAUACAAGUAGUGGCACAGAUUCUUCAUCAUCACCGCUUCCACCGCCAUCGAUGAAUACAUUUCGAGCACCGUAUUCUUCAUUUAAAUACAAUGUACCUCUGACGAACGUCGCGCGUCUUGCUGAAGAGGAGAAAAUGGAUGUUUAG